This is a messenger RNA of Physella acuta, 2059 nucleotides long. Its product is annotated as major facilitator superfamily domain-containing protein 9-like. Gene Ontology annotation, biological process: transmembrane transport. The record is from RefSeq and is a predicted model, not a curated record. Gene Ontology annotation, molecular function: transmembrane transporter activity. Gene Ontology annotation, cellular component: nuclear envelope. NCBI's taxonomy places the organism in Eukaryota, Metazoa, Mollusca, Gastropoda, Physidae.
UUGUGUUCUAGCAGACAGUCUAGUUUCUAAAUCUAGUAGACUAGUAAUGAGUAGAUCUAGGCCUAAAAAUAAAAAUACGGAAUCAGAUCCGUCGUCAAUAUGUAUUACAAAAAUGUCACACAUUCUGUAUUUAAGUGGUUUCGUGGAUUUUUUAGGUGUGAGCAUGAUAAUGCCAUUGGUAUUACCUCAGGCUCGAGAACUUGGGGCCUCACCAACUUUAGCUGGAGCUAUAGGGUCUGUUUAUGGUGGUUUGCAAUUGUUUAGUAGCCCCAUUAUUGGCAAGUGGAGUGAUACAGUGAGUCGCCAGUUCAGUCUGGUUGUAUGUUUGCUCAUGUCAGGCCUGGGGUAUGCCAGCCUUGGAAUAUACUCAUCACUUGCAGUACUGUUUGUUGGUCGCCUUGUUUUAGGAUGUUUCAAACACAGCCAGACCAUCACAAAAGCUUUCCUGGCUGAUGUUCUACCCAAGGAAUCUCUUACUGGGGCACUAGGAUCAUUUAAUUCUUUUUCCAGCAUAGGUUUUAUACUUGGGCCAAUCAUUGGAGGCCAUUUAGCUGAGACCAGAGGUGGAUUUACCUUAGUUGCAUUUGUUGCAGGAGCUAUUUUUGUUUGCAAUGCUGUAUUGGUGUGGUGGGCAAUACCAACAAAUUUCUCUGCAAGCCAUCAUCAUUCCAGUUCUAAAAUGAUAAAAGAAGACAGUUCAACUUCAUUAAAAAAGCUGGGUUCGGAUGAAAUAGACUUCAGCUUUAGCAAGAUGGUGAAAUCAUUCAGAGAAUUUGAUUGGAUAGAGCUGUGGGAUUUGUUUCUUAUUAAAUUUUUAGCUGGAUUUUCUGUGAUAAUAUUUCGUACUAACUUCACUAUGGUGCUAAAACUAAAGUUUGAUGCCAGUCCUAAAACCCUAGGAUAUCUUACAUCAUAUUCUGGUGUGGUAGCCACCUUGUCUGGGUUUAUCCUCGGAAAAGUCACACAAAAGUACAAAAGCAACGCUAAGCUUUUUCUUCAUGUUACAGUGUUGCAAGUCAUUACCCUAAUGUGUUUGACGUGGUCAUCCUCACUUCACUUGUUGUUGAUUUUCUUAAUGCCCUUGAGUUUAGUUACAUGCAUAUCAAGAGUGAGUAGCACAACGCUCACAAUAUCUCGCUGUGGGGAUUCUGCUGUUGGUUCUAUAAUGGGCCUGAGCCAGAGCGUGAUGUCUAUUGCAAGGAUGAUUGCCCCAUUCAUUGCUGGAUUAGCCCAAGAGUUCAGCAUAGAUGGUGCAUCCUACAUAAGUAUACUAGCAGCUGCAUUUAGUGUAAUUUUAAUGCUUUUUCGCCCCCAGUGUCCUCAAGUAAGGAAAGAGAAACUUAGCUAGGUUGAAUACCCUUGUAGUGGCAUUGUUAUUACCUGUGUGUAAAGGUAAUGUGAUAAAGGUGGUUAAUUUUAUAAAAUAUCAACUUGAUUUAUUUCAUAAAGGUGUUGGAAUAAUACAUAAGUAUAUUAUUUUUGCGUGUUUUUUUUUAAAUUGUGUUGUUAAAAUAUAUUUUUUUAACAAUAAAAACCUGUUGUUUCAAUAGUUUGUAUAUGGUCCCUUUUACACUUGCUAUGUUUAACAUAAAUGUGCUAAGCUAUAUAACUACAAAGUUAAACCUAUCAACCACAAAAAAAUUUCACACAAUUUAAACAGAUUAAGCAGAUUUCGGACUAUUGCUAUUUUGAUUAAAUAAAGGUGGGAGGGUAUUUUUUUUAAAAGCUUUUUCUUAUGGCCAAACAUGUAACCUGACAUUUUGAUCAGUUCCUAAUAAAUAGAAUGUUAUUGAUGCUCCAACCUAAUAAAAAUUUCCCUCAUCAAUAAUGCAAGUUAUUUGGAUUUUUGUGAGGUGAACAUUAGGGAAGAAACUUAAUAACAAAUUUUUAAAUUACUAGAUAUUAAAGUAGUUGUUGCCUUAUAAAAUCUCAUGCAAUUUUUGGUCACAAAAUAUUUUAUCUUAAUUAAUAAUUGUAUUAGGGUACAUAAGUAUGAGGUAUAUUGGUGAGAUAAAUAGUAAUUCAAUAGACCACACAUUAUGUUGCAUGGAUCCAAGCU